AUUGAGUUCGGCCAUUUCAUUCCAACCGGCAAACUCCACCGAGCAGGUACGAAAAAGCGACUGGAAAAAUCUGAAGAUGAGCGAACAGGCCAUCUCCUUCGCCAAGGACUUUCUGGCUGGUGGUGUUGCCGCUGCCAUCUCCAAAACAGCUGUCGCCCCCAUCGAGAGAGUCAAACUCCUUCUGCAGGUCCAACAUGCCAGCAAACAAAUUUCAGUUGAAAAGCAGUACAAAGGCAUCAUCGACUGUGUUGUCCGUAUUCCCAAGGAGCAGGGCUUCCUUUCAUUCUGGAGGGGGAAUCUGGCCAAUGUCAUCAGAUACUUCCCCACUCAGGCCCUCAACUUUGCUUUCAAGGACAAGUACAAGAAGAUCUUUCUGGAUGGUGUGGACAAACGUACACAAUUCUGGAGAUACUUUGCGGGGAAUCUGGCUUCUGGCGGCGCUGCUGGUGCCACAUCACUCUGUUUCGUCUAUCCACUCGACUUUGCAAGAACGCGCCUUGCUGCUGAUGUUGGCAAAGCUGGACAUGAACGUGAGUUCAAAGGUCUGGGCGACUGCUUGGUGAAGAUCACAAAGUCUGAUGGCAUCAGGGGUCUGUACCAAGGGUUCAAUGUGUCUGUGCAAGGCAUUAUCAUCUAUAGAGCUGCUUACUUUGGCAUCUAUGACACGGCAAAGGGCAUGCUUCCAGAUCCCAAAAAUACACACAUCGUUAUUAGCUGGAUGAUUGCUCAGACUGUGACUGCGGUCGCCGGUCUCACGUCCUACCCCUUUGACACAGUCCGUCGUCGUAUGAUGAUGCAGUCUGGACGCAAAGGAGCGGACAUCAUGUACAGCGGCACUUUAGACUGCUGGAGGAAGAUUGCACGUGAUGAGGGUGGCAAGGCUUUCUUCAAAGGAGCAUGGUCCAAUGUUCUCAGAGGCAUGGGUGGUGCUUUUGUGCUUGUCUUGUAUGAUGAGCUUAAAAAGAUCAUUUAAUUUUGUUUGUAUGUUCACUGUUCAUGUUAUGUUUAACUGUAACAUAUCUUGUACAUUUCAAGGACUUAUGCCAUAAUAUAUUUAUAGGGACCAACUAGUAUCUUCCUACUAGUUGUACCGGGGGAAUCUGUUACGCACUGAUAUCUUGGCAUGGGUUUUUGUUCCCCCUUUCUUCCCCCCCACUGUUGUUUCACACACACACACCUUCUCCCCCACCAGAACAUCAUUCCCUGAUCACAGGAAUCUUGCUGGAUAUAGAUAAAUAAAGGCAACCUACUGAGUGAA
Thalassophryne amazonica is the source of this 1258-nucleotide messenger RNA. It is a transcript of the gene slc25a5, whose product is annotated as solute carrier family 25 member 5. Gene Ontology annotation, cellular component: mitochondrial inner membrane. The coding region runs from base 77 to 973 and encodes 298 amino acids. The transcript is spliced from 4 exons. The record is from RefSeq and is a predicted model, not a curated record. Gene Ontology annotation, biological process: mitochondrial ATP transmembrane transport; mitochondrial ADP transmembrane transport. Lineage: Eukaryota; Metazoa; Chordata; Actinopteri; Batrachoidiformes; Batrachoididae. Gene Ontology annotation, molecular function: ATP:ADP antiporter activity.